Messenger RNA from Aspergillus glaucus CBS 516.65, 624 nucleotides. RefSeq lists its product as uncharacterized. The coding region runs from base 1 to 624 and encodes 207 amino acids. The record is from RefSeq and is a predicted model, not a curated record. NCBI's taxonomy places the organism in Eukaryota, Fungi, Ascomycota, Eurotiomycetes, Eurotiales, Aspergillaceae. The transcript has a single exon.
AUGCACUUCUAUCAGCUCAGCCCUUCUUGUAAGGAAGCAGAAGCAACACUUUACAGAUCGCCAGAGCUAUCCUUGUGUGAGGUCGAGGAGACGCGUUGUGAGAUUGAGGAUACCACGGAUAUCAUGGACAUGGACAUGGAUGUUAGUCCUGCUUCUGAUCAGAUGGAAGUUAAUAGUGAUGAUGAUGGUUAUGGUGGCGGUGACAUCCCCUUCCAUACUCCCCACAACCACACCACCCUUCAACAACUGCAGAAGCAGAAGCGAAAGAGAAAAAUGCUCAUCCCUGUCACCUUCAACCCAACCCUAACCCCAACCACCGGCACCGCGAGCAAUCAUACACUGCGCAUAACAAAACCACGAGGCUUCUUCAGGCGUGAACCGCUCUCGUUGCCGGCCAUGCGGUUGAGAGAGAAGUGGAAGGAGAGUGUUAGUGUUAGGGCUGAGACUGCGUUGUGGUCUGGAUUCGAGUUUGGGAGUGGGUUCGGGUUUGGGGUGAUUCAGACUGGGACUGGCUUUGGAACUGGGGCUGUUGAUGGUGUUGGAUCUGGACGAGGACAAGGGGGACAAGGGCAAGUGAGGAGGUUUUAUCGGGGGAGGGAGAUUGGACAUGGCUUGCCUUACUGA